Messenger RNA from Capsicum annuum, 480 nucleotides. RefSeq lists its product as uncharacterized. Bases 1 to 480 code for a protein of 159 amino acids. The record is from RefSeq and is a predicted model, not a curated record. Gene Ontology annotation, molecular function: zinc ion binding. Lineage: Eukaryota; Viridiplantae; Streptophyta; Magnoliopsida; Solanales; Solanaceae. The transcript is spliced from 2 exons.
AUGUGUCGCACCACGCAUGUAUUUGUCACUUGUGGAAGAAUGUUUUCACAAACUUCAGAAAGGGUUAGUGCGUCAUCAACAUAUGUAUAUUUUGUUUACGAUGACGGCGUGAAGUACAUAGUAUGUCUUGAUAGGAGGACUUGCAGUUGUGGUAGAUUUCAAUUGGAUGAGAUAACAUGUGAACACGUGAUUGUAAUACUAAAAAGCAAGCAUGUAGUUUAUAUGAAGCAUUAUUGCUCAGAGUUUUAUUAUCCUGAAACAUUAAGGAAGACGUAUAAAGAAUUUAUGUUUCCAAUGCCCAAUAAGAAGGACUGGAUUGUGCCACAAAAAGUUAUGGACGAAGUUGUGUUACCACCAAAUUACAAACGUUCACUCGGAAGGCCAAAGAAAAACAGGCACAAGAAAUCAAGUGAAACAAUGACAUCGAGCAGUAAUUGUUGCAGGAGAUGUGGUUAUGCUGGUCAAAACAGGAGUACUUAA